AUGCUUCUGGCGCGGAUGAACCCGCAGGUGCAGCCCGAGAGCAGCGAGGCAGAUGCGGGGCCCAAGCAGCCCCUGCAGGCGCGCAAAGCCUUGGAGCUGGUGGUGGUGAAGGAGCGCAACGGCGUCCAAUGCGUCCUGGCGCCCCUCGGGGGCGAUGCGCAGCCCAGGGAGACCUGGGGCAAGAAGAUCGACUUCCUGCUGUCGGUGAUCGGCUUCGCGGUAGACCUAGCCAAUGUGUGGCGCUUCCCCUACCUCUGCUACAAGAACGGUGGAGGUGCCUUCCUGAUCCCGUACACCCUGUUCCUCAUCAUUGCCGGCAUGCCCCUCUUCUACAUGGAGCUGGCCCUGGGCCAGUACAACCGGGAAGGGGCAGCCACAGUGUGGAAGAUCUGCCCACUCUUCAAAGGAGUCGGCUAUGCUGUGAUCCUCAUUGCCCUCUACGUUGGCUUCUACUACAACGUCAUCAUCGCCUGGUCACUCUACUACCUCUUCUCCUCCUUCACCUUGCACCUGCCCUGGACGGACUGUGGCCACGCCUGGAACAGCGCCAACUGCACCGACCCCAAGCUCCUCAAUGGCUCCGUGCUGGGGAACCACACCAAGUACUCCAAGUACAAGUUCACACCAGCAGCAGAGUUCUACGAGCGUGGCGUCCUGCACCUGCAUGAGAGUGACGGGCUCCACAACAUCGGCCCGCCACAGUGGCAGCUCCUGAUCUGCCUCCUGGUCGUCGUCGUCGUCCUGUUUUUCAGCCUCUGGAAAGGAGUGAAGACAUCAGGAAAGGUGGUGUGGAUAACGGCCACGCUGCCUUACCUCGUGCUGUUUGUGCUGCUGGUCCACGGUGUCACGCUGCCGGGAGCCUCCAACGGCAUCAACGCCUACCUGCACAUCGACUUCUACCGCCUAAAAGAAGCCACGGUGUGGAUCGAUGCGGCAACACAGAUAUUCUUCUCUUUGGGGGCUGGAUUUGGAGUCUUGAUCGCAUUUGCCAGUUACAACAAAUUCGACAACAACUGUUACCGGGAUGCCCUUCUGACCAGCACCAUCAACUGCAUCACCAGCUUCAUCUCUGGGUUCGCCAUCUUUUCGAUCCUGGGGUACAUGGCCCAUGAGCACAAGGUCAACAUCGAGGAUGUCGCCACUGAAGGACCUGGCCUCGUCUUCAUCCUGUACCCUGAAGCCAUCUCCACCCUGUCGGGAUCCACGUUCUGGGCCGUCGUGUUCUUCAUCAUGCUCCUAGCCCUGGGCAUCGACAGCUCGAUGGGGGGCAUGGAGGCAGUCAUCACGGGCCUGGCCGACGACUUCCAGGUCCUGAAGCGGCACCGGAAGCUCUUCACGUUUGGGGUCUCUUUUGGCACCUUCCUCUUGGCCCUGUUUUGCAUCACCAAGGGGGGGAUCUACGUGCUGACCCUGCUGGACACCUUCGCGGCGGGAACCUCCAUCCUGUUUGCUGUGCUCAUGGAAGCCAUCGGGGUCUCUUGGUUCUAUGGUGUGGACAGGUUCAGCAACGACAUCCAGCAGAUGAUGGGGUUUAAGCCAGGCCUCUACUGGAGACUCUGCUGGAAGUUUGUCAGUCCUGCCUUCCUCCUGUUUGUAGUGGUGGUCAGCGUCAUCAACUUCAAACCACUCACCUACGAUGACUACGUCUUCCCACACUGGGCGAACUGGGUCGGCUGGGCCAUCGCCCUCUCCUCCAUGGUCUUGGUGCCUGUCUACAUCAUCUACAAGUUCCUCAGCACUCGGGGCUCCCUCCGGGAGAGACUGGCCUAUGGCAUCACUCCGGAGAACGAGCACCACCUGGUGGCCCAAAAGAACAUCAGACAGUUCCAGUUGCAACACUGGUUGGCCAUCUGAGCCCAGUCCUGAGGAGGAACCCCCCUGCCAAGGUCCCAGGCAAGGCGUCGGCUUCGCCAGCACUUGGACAUCGUCUUGGGAUUCCUCUGCCGGAAAAUGUUCCUCCCCGCCCCACUCCUCCUCCCUUUUCAGUUACCAAUGAUUCCGUGACUGGUUCUGUUCCCCUUCUGUCGUCUGGCCUGGGGGCUUUGAGCUCGGAGAGGUAGGCUCCAGGGAGAGCAGGCGAGGAGGGACCGAGGGCAGUGGGUUCUGUGGAACCUCCUUAGUUUGGGGGAGAGUCUCAGCCACUUGGAGCAUGCCCAGAUCUCGUCAGCGGCGGGACGUCUGUCCUCUGAGACUCGGGCAGAACUCUCCACCACAUUUGCUUGUGCUUUGAGCCAGAAAGGAACUUCUCAGGCCACCAGUUCAGAAAGAGGAAGAUACUUUUCAUUGGACACCCUGAAAUAAAAACUCAGAUGGACCAACCCCAAGCCCAGCCGUGUUUGGGGCAGGGGCUGCAACUCCUCUUUCUCUUGCCACUACCCCUGCCCCCCACCUCUCUACCCCCCAUAUUAGUUCUGUGGUGUCCGUGCCUGACCAGGAGCCUGGAUUUGUUUGCUGUUAGAUGCUUUGGGGUUUGUGAACAGAACGUGUCCGGUCAGUUUCCAGCUGGACUAAAGCUUAGUUGGAUUGGUGUGAGUCCCAGGCCGUUCUGCAGACUGUGCAAGCUGGUGGUCUGGCAGUUGGGACCCGAGGUGCUGCAGGGGAGCCACAGAACACACACGGAGGCCCCUACACCAGACCACCUGGGUUGAGAGGGGGCAGUCUCGG
Messenger RNA from Echinops telfairi (small Madagascar hedgehog), 2664 nucleotides. RefSeq names its product solute carrier family 6 member 2 (gene SLC6A2). The transcript has 14 exons. Lineage: Eukaryota; Metazoa; Chordata; Mammalia; Afrosoricida; Tenrecidae. The record is from RefSeq and is a predicted model, not a curated record. Gene Ontology annotation, cellular component: neuron projection; plasma membrane; neuronal cell body membrane. Gene Ontology annotation, biological process: dopamine uptake involved in synaptic transmission; sodium ion transmembrane transport. The coding region runs from base 1 to 1854 and encodes 617 amino acids. Gene Ontology annotation, molecular function: dopamine:sodium symporter activity; neurotransmitter:sodium symporter activity; norepinephrine:sodium symporter activity.